UUUCCCUCUACUUAUUCUGGACGCAGCGUCCCCCUACUGUAGUAGCCCGGGCCUUUGUAUCUUUGCCCUCCAAAAUUUUUCUUUUCUUCCGUCCUAAACAAUCGCUUUCGCUUCAAGAACGCUCACGACCCACCCGACAAGCUCCUUCAGCACAUAGUAACCAUCCAGACGCGCGACCCAAGGGCUUCCACAUACCGCACGGUACGAAGUCUGCGCCAGCCGUCUUUUUCGUAUUACGUCUCUACGAGGCUCGCCCCUCAAACAACCCAACCUUCAGUAAUACCUAAUCUCUAUUCGUCGCCAAAGUCGUAAUGUCUCUUUCCGCCGAUCCCAGUGGUUUCUCCAGGCCUUCAGGCAAGACGCCCCCUCCGGCCCCCUCGGCCGCCUAUGCGAAGAGAGCGCGCGAAAUGCAGGGAGAGAGCAUGAUCGGGAGAUACAGGCCUCCUGCGCUGCGCGCUCUAGCUUCAGGCGGUUCCCCACCUAAUGACAAUUCUCCUUCGACCACAACUCCAGCGGAUGGCUCUGGUUUGCCUCCCAGCACUUACCCCGCAGGGUUCCGGAGGGCGAGGGCCGGGACCUUACCCUCCAACAUUUCCCUCGCCGCCCAGCAGUACGCUCAGGCCUCCAACCUCGGCAGCACGCUCCCCUCCACAGAGUCCUUCACCGAACAGCUCCAGCAUGCCGCCUCCCCCGCGCAGACCCCCUCGUCGGGCGUGCCCCCUAUGCGCCCCAGCUUGCGGCAUUCUGCUUCCGUCGCUUCUUCCGUGGCCGCGUCCGCCCUUACCGAACGUAACAGCCGCCUGCGUUCCGGCUCGUUGACCAUGCUGCCCUCUAAGGAUCUUUCCACUGCUUUUAACGGCGGCAGUAUCUUCGCGCAUUCCUGGCUCUCUUCCGGGAACAACAAUAGCACUUUUUCUCCUUUGGACGAGUUACGUUCUGUUACGUCAAUGGAUUCGGGAGCUGACGAAUUCGACGUUCACACCCUCGAUUAUCUUGGUUUGGACGAGACUCAUUAUCACCAUCACCGCCAGCCUCCUGCAGCUACGAUGUCUGAACUACGCCACCAGGCUCAGGCGCAGAUCGCAGGGAAUGUCGCAAAUCCUCCUCGUCUGCGUGCGAGCACCGUUUCGAACCCGUACCGUCGCAUGCCGUCCACCGCCGCCUCGCUGCUUUCUACCCCUAACGCAGAGGAGGAGGAAAUGUACGAGCAGCCGUACAACCAGCAAGGCCUCGACGCAUACGGCGAGAUGGUCAACGACGCAAACUACCUUCCCUCUUCCUACGUCGCCAAGGGCUUCAGGCAGAGCGACCAUCUCGGCGCGAAUCUCACCAGCAGUCGCCCCCGUGCUAUAUCGGUCGGGACACUCGACAAUCCCACGCCCAUCCCUCGUCGACCUGCUCCCACCCUGGAGCAGAUCCCCUCGCCAUAUGAGCUCACCAGCCCCAUGUCUGCAUUCGGUGGAGCUUCCGUCAAUCAGAUGGGCGGGUCUGCUGGGAUCUUGAAGUCGGACAAGAUGGGUGGUCCCAGAGGUGGAUCGUCACCCACGGUCCGCUUUCCCAACGGCGAAUUACCAGGCGUUAGGACGCCUACGUCCUAUUUGGGUGCCCCCUCUCAACAGGGCAGGGCCGUUUCGCCCAAGUCAGAACCUUCGACGCAGAUGCAGGCGCCGACGAGAUCGUUGUGGAUUGGGAAUCUUGAUAGCUCUGUCACGAGCGAGCAGCUUAUUCACGUAUUUGCUCCGUACGGUGCCAUUGAGAGCUUGAGGCUUUUACCAGAGAAGGAGUGUGGGUUCGUUAAUUUCGUGGAUCAAGGUGACGCUGUCCGCGCCAAGGAGGACGUCCUCAACCGUCUCGGUGGAAACAUCGGUAUGCCAAACGGUCAGACCGUUCGUAUCGGCUUCGGGAAAGCGGACAGCGCACCCGCCGCCCCUGGCAAGGGUUCGACUGCUGCUCCUCCUAGCAACCGAACUGCGACCACUGCCGCAAACAAGGACGCCGCGAACCCCGGUCUCAAUGGCAUGGAUGCCCAGCUCCAGUCUUCGCCCACUCGUGCUCUCUGGAUCGGCUCGAUUCCUUCGACCACUACUCCCGCGACCAUCUUGAGCGUGUUCAGCCCUUACGGUCCCAUCGAGUCCGCUAGGGUCUUGACUCACAAGAACUGCGGUUUCAUCAACUUCGAGCGCUUGGACGACGCUGUCAGAGCCCGUAAAGCUCUCAACGGGCGUGAUGUCUUGGGUAGCGACGUUGGUGCGAUCCGAAUCGGGUUCGCGAAGGUCCCUGUCAAGAACGGGCAGGAAGGUGCUGGUGCGCCGGAGGAAGCUACCGGUGUCAGUGUCCAGGGUAUCGGUGACUUGAGCGUCGGUGCGACCAUCCACGCUUUGCGCAGCGUCAAGGGUGCCUCUACGAUUCCUGUCGACCAGCAGGUGCUCGGUGGCGCAGUCGAAAACUAUCGCUCGAAUUUGCUCCUCAGCAUGAUCAGCAACGGCACCCACAACACCGCGUUCGUUAACGAUGGCGCGCCUAAGCCUGCGGGCUGGACGCCGAAUGUGACGGAGCAGCAGAUGAUUUUGAAGGAACUCGCGGGUGGUAGCUCAGACGCGGACGCUGAUAUUCAGGUGGCUGCCGACUUCCGUCCUCCGAUGAUGUAUUACACGACGAUCCCGCCGGUCUCCGAGAGGCCUCACACUAGGCGCUGGGACGCGUCUAAACUCAGGGAGCUCCGUAAGAGGAUGGACUCGAACACUAUCUCUGAUGAGGAAAUCGAACAAGUCGCUGCUGACUUCCUCGAUGGAGAGAUCGUCGACCUUGCGUCGGACUGGUUGGGCAACACGGUUGUCCAGAAGUUGUUCGAGAAGUGUUCUGCUCCGGCACGCUUGGCGAUGUUGGAACGCCUUGGUCCCCAUCUCGCCUCGAUCGGGAUUCACAAGAAUGGGACUUGGGCUGCGCAGAAAGUCAUUGACUGUGUGCAGACCCCAGAGGAGGUGGCGUUAGUCGCAUCCAACUUGCGAGCUUACGCGCCUCCUUUGCUGCUCGAUCAGUUCGGCAACUACGUUGUGCAGUGUUGCUUACGGUUCGGUCAGCCCGCCGAUGACUUCAUCUUCGAUGCCAUGGUAGAUCGUCUGUGGGACGUUGCUCAAGGCCGUUUCGGCGCUCGUUCCAUGAGGGCUUGCCUGGAGAGCCCUCAUGUGACUGUUAGCCAGAAACGACGCAUUGCGACUGCGAUCAUCUUGAACUCCAUUCCUUUGGCCACGAACCCUAAUGGUGCCCUUCUUCUCACCUGGCUCCUCGAUACGUCCGGCUUCCCCUCUCGCUACCUUCUCCUGGCGCCUCGCUUCACCCCUCACCUUUCGCACCUUUGCACUCAUAAGCUCGCGUCUUUGACCGUCUUGCGCAUCGUGAACCAGAAAGUGGAGCCUCUGGCGUCUGCCCAGAUCGUCGAUGCUUUGUUCAACUCUCCCGCGGACCACGUCCUCACCGAUGUCUUGGGCGAUCAAGUGAAUGGUGUGGCUGUGGUCCACAAGGUCCUCACGAGCCCCUUCAUUGAUCCUUCUCAAAGGCCCGCUUACAUCGAGGCUACGAAGCGCGUCCUCAUCGAGCUGAAGGUCAUCGCUACCCAGGCUUACCGCCGCCUCAUCGAGGAAGUUGGUCUUCCCAUCCCCAACCUUCAGCCGAACUUCCCGAACGGUGGUGCGACUUCGACUCCAGGCGCCAAGCCCAAGUUCAGCUCCCCGUCGUCUCCGUAUGGGAUGACCAGCCUUCCUUCCGGAUAUUCCGCUCAUGACCAGAAUCUGGCCUCCAUGAUGGCCGCGCUGCAGAUGGGCGGACAAAACCCUCAGUCGGGCCCUCCUCAGCUCUCCAUUGACCCUGGUUACAACACCAACGCGAACAAUCAUGGCCAGCACCAACACCAAAAUAUGCAUACGCCUCGUAGCGCCCGUGGCUCUAACCCUGCAUCUGCGUUUUCUCCCGCAACGGAUCCUUUCAACCCCUUCGCGCUGCGCUCGCCCGAGAUGGCGAGCCCUAGAUCUGCCGUACGUCGCCAAGGCUCGAUGAACAAUAUUCCUUCCGCAUCGUCCACGCCCAUUCCGCAAGCUCCCUAUGGAUCUCAGUCUCCCGGACCCAAUGCGAACAGCCUUCUCGGUAUGAGCCAGCCCUCGUACGGUGGGAUGCCACCACAGUCCAUGCCGCCUCAGGCCUUCCAGCAGCAGGCCUACAUGUACAUGUAUCAACAGAACCCUCAGAGCAUGGGAACAUACCACGCUUGAAUGAAGACGGCCGCGCAAUUCUUACUAUCGCAAUUUCUGUUCACAUCACAAAUCAUCAUCUACGUUUCGUCUCGCACGUCAAGCUGUCUCGCAUUCUAUUCUCUUUCUCUCUUUCCCUUUAUCUCCGUUCUCUCUUUUCUCUUACCCCUUUUCUCCCUCCUCGUUUCAUGUUCAUCUAUCCACGUUAUCAAAUAUCAUUUCCUCCAACUUCACGUUGUCUUUCGCCAUCGUUGGGUUUUGGUUCGAUGCUCGCAAUUGGUUACCAUCUGUUUUAUCUUCUCGAUACCCCGGACUUGACCGACGCCGCCCACAAUGACCACCAGCCCCCACCGCCAAUCCAUUGCCUACCCAUCUCAGUCACUUCUUAGGCAUCCACGCCCUCGCUAGCUAUUCAGAUCGAUCGCAUUUUCUUUUAGGAUAGUAAAAAUUCAUUCUGUUCGGACGAAGGACGAGGAUCUGGAUCUUGCGUCGUGUCGCUUUUGUUCGACGCUACAAGGGCGUUUUUCUUUCCAUCUAAAUUUCCCCUAUAGCUUCGUUUUGUUUGAUUCAGUGUUUAACGUGCAAUAUUGAUGUCUUUACCGUCUGCCUCUGGACGUCAUCUUUCUCUUUGUCACCUCUCUUCUUUGGUUUGACUUGUUUCUCUCGUUCUUGAUUCUGGUUUUCUUUCUUUCCUUUUCUUUUCUAUUCUUUCUCGUUCAGUCUUCGGUCUCAGCUUUCCAGGUCACGACCCGAUUCGACUCCCUUUGUGUAUACUACGCGCCCCGCGCUGGCUGGCAAAGCGAAAAAAUGCAUAUAUAGAUGAAUCACGUUU
This is a messenger RNA of Stereum hirsutum FP-91666 SS1, 5076 nucleotides long. RefSeq lists its product as uncharacterized. Gene Ontology annotation, molecular function: RNA binding. Bases 312 to 4265 code for a protein of 1317 amino acids. The record is from RefSeq and is a predicted model, not a curated record. The transcript has 6 exons. NCBI's taxonomy places the organism in Eukaryota, Fungi, Basidiomycota, Agaricomycetes, Russulales, Stereaceae.